This is a messenger RNA of Knipowitschia caucasica, 1770 nucleotides long. NCBI's taxonomy places the organism in Eukaryota, Metazoa, Chordata, Actinopteri, Gobiiformes, Gobiidae. The record is from the annotation of a GenBank genome assembly.
AUGUUUUAUUAUCCAGCAGUACUGAGGCGCCAUACUGGAUGCUUUUCUACUAUUUGGCUUGUUGCCACAAAGGGCAUCAGAGUCAGACGCAGGGAAUUUCUCAAAGUCAAUGUUUCCAAGACCUGUGAUGACAUCAUGGACUAUCUGUUGGAGCAUGUGGAGCCUCCGCAAUCUGGCCUUCCUCGCCCGCGUUUCUCCCUGUACCUGUCCUCCCAGCUGCAGUAUGGAAUCAUCCUGGUCUACCACCGCCAGUGCGCCAUUCUACUGGAAGAGACCCAGUGCAUAAUAGACUGGUUAUUAAAGCAGAAAACUACACAGAAGAAUGACAUGGAUGACCCUGACAGACCUGCGGCGCUGCAUAAAGACGUGCUGAUGCUAAUGGAGGAGACUGAGAGUGCUCCUGACCCUCUGUUUGGACAGAUGUACAUGCAGGAAGACCUGCCCAGCCCCAGAGAUCUGCUACAGGGGCACCUCAGGGACCAAUCCCCGUUGACUCUUUCACCUGCAGACCGAGCAGAGGCCCUGCGCUCCUCACCGCUGGACCAGACUCUGCACGCUGGCAUCACAGCAUCUCCAGACACGAUCACUCUGAGGGAGCGGCCUCCAGUGCCACUGCCUUCCUCUGAGUUCGAAGGAAUGGACCUAGCAGAUCAUCCCAGCACCAUCGACCUUCUGUUGGCAGAAACUGAUCAAUUUCUUGGAGGGGACCAGCCUGGAGUCGAGGUGCAGAGAGAACAGGACAUAGUGACACAGCCCGACAGGACCAAGGAGCCCACUGAAUCCACCACUGAAUUACAGCCUACUGUCGCCAGCCUGUCCAUGGAGGACCAGCCUCUGUUACCCCAGGACGGGUCACACCUGCCACAGACGCCUUUAGCGUCCCCUGCUGUCGAGCUCACCCCUCUGUCUAUGCCCCUCCUACCCUCCCCUCCGUCUGCUGCAGAGAGAAAGAAAAAGCGGGGGGCGGAGAUAGAGUUUGAGUCCAGCCCAGAGGAGGUGCAGAGGAGGAGGAGGAGGAGGAGACAGCUGAUCUUCAUGGACCAGCACACACAGCUCUCUCAGGAGGAGCAGCAGCAGCAGAUUACUGACCUGCGAACACAAACCGCCCCAGUUCCCAUGCUGCCCGUCCCCUCCGCGCUCAGGCCCACAGCUACGGAGCUGCUCAACGCCCCAACCACCUUGCUCUUGGCCAGGGAGCUGCAGUUACUAUGGCGACACGCUGCGGUCCUCAGGCCGGUCCUGGGAUCAGACCCUCGGCUCAGAGCAGGCCCAGGAUCGUCCGACUCUCAAGAGAGUGAGAGAGGAGAUAGCGGGGAGCUGAGGGACGAGAUGGUGGGGCCAGAGGAGAGCGACAGAGAGAUUCCAAGAGACGAGGCGGAAGCUGAGCCACUCAAUAUUUCAGCUGUGACGUCUCUGCCUCUGGAGGGCUCGGAGCACAUGGAAGCCUCCAGGGAGAUGUCGCCCCUGUUCACUCCGCACACAGACGGUUCGGUGGUGUCCAGGUCCAUGUCCAUCCUCCAGGACAUCCCAGAGGAGGUGACUGGUGCAGUGUCUGAGCCUGAGCUGCAGUACCCUGACCUGCUGGAGUUACUUGAGCGUGAAGAGGGCCUCACUUCGUUCCAGUCCCUCCUACCACCAGGCGCGAGUCGCAAAGCUGUCAGCCGACGUUUUGUAAAAGUUCUGGAAGACUUAUCCUCCAGGAGGCUGCAGGCGCAGCAGACGGAGCCGUACGGAGACAUCUUACUGAAAGCCUCUUCAGGGUCCUUCUAG